AUGGCACCAACCCGAGAAUUUACGGAGAACCAAGUCAUCCCCAGAGACGCCGGCUACGAUGCUUCGCAGCUCAAAGGCAAGAGCGUCGUUCUCACCGGAGGCGCGAGCGGACUGGGCGAGCAGUUUGUUCGAUCGUUCGUUGACGCUGGCGCCUAUGUCACGUUUGGUGACCUGGCAGAAGAUCGAGGGAGCGCUCUGGCUGAUGAGCUUGGUGCUGCCAAAGCUGCUUUCGUCCCGUGCGAUGUGACCAAGUGGCCCGAUCAAUUGGCCCUCUUCAAGACUGCCCUGCAGAAUUCUCCAAGCAAGACGAUCGACAUCGUGGUGGCCAACGCCGGCAUCGCUACAACUGACGAUGUCUUUCUUCAAGCCGAGACAGACGAUGGCGAUCCAGUCGAGCCGACUCUCAAUGUCGUCAAAGUCAACUUCAUCGGACUCUUUUACACAGUCAAGCUCGCUUUAUUCUACCUUCCAAAGCAGCCCGAAGCUGACGACCGUGACCGCUGCAUCAUCAUGACUGGAUCCUUGGCAUCAUAUCUGGACAUGAGCGGCUCGCCACAAUACAACGCAACCAAGUGGGGUGUUCGCGGACUGAUGCAUAGCAUUCGACGAACGGGACCUGAUCAAGGCAUUCGCAUCAACCUCGUAGCUCCCUGGAUCGUGGACACUCGAAUCAUGUCCGACGAGACCAAGAGAUUCGUGAGAGGCCAAGGUAUUGAGUUCUGCAACAUUGAAGACGGCGGCUCUCUCGUAUGUCACUUCGCAGCAGACAAGUCCAUCAAUGGCCGCUCUUUCAUCUUGAUUCCAAGGAGUGUUAACAGACGAGGCUAUAUGGAUUCCGAGCACGAUGACUUCAAUGAUGACGACUUUCUGACUGAGUGGCAGAACACUGGCAGAAUGGACAAAUUUAGAACGCUGCAUGCCAAGUGA
Messenger RNA from Pseudocercospora fijiensis CIRAD86, 927 nucleotides. RefSeq lists its product as uncharacterized. The record is from RefSeq and is a predicted model, not a curated record. Gene Ontology annotation, molecular function: oxidoreductase activity. The transcript is spliced from 3 exons. Bases 1 to 927 code for a protein of 308 amino acids. Lineage: Eukaryota; Fungi; Ascomycota; Dothideomycetes; Mycosphaerellales; Mycosphaerellaceae.